AUGUCGAUUAAAUUCUAUCAAAAGCUUCAGAAAAUCUUCACAAUAAAAUUUUUCCCAAAAUGCUUCUAUCAGCUUCACCUUGAUAUUGUUGAAGUCUGCAAAUCGGUCGAGUUGGGUCUCGAGUGUCGAGACCAUUUCAGACAUGAGAAUAUUCUGGAAAUGAUUUGGCGAUUUGAUGAUACCGGCCAAUUGCUUCUACUGUCUUUGUUGGCCUCAUGCGCGACGCCGAUUAUUCUCAACGGUGGUCCGGAAUCGUUUGCAAGAUAUCCGAAAUGGGCGCAUUCGUUCGAGAACUCGCUGUCGAUGGAGAUCAAAACGCGCCAAUCCGAUGGCCUUCUGAUGUACACGGAUGACGGCGGAACCCAUGGCAAUUUUUACGCGCUUUCCAUCGUCGAAGGACACAUUCAAUUAGAUUUUCGAUUAGGCGACAAUUCCAACGAGUUCGGCAAACGGCGACCAGUCAACACGAUUCGAGUUGAAGAGGUGCGAGUGGAUGACGACAAAUGGCACACGCUGACAAUAUUUCAAUCAUGGGAGAACGUGAAACUCGAACUCGAUUACACAUUGGUCUUCAAAAUUUUGAAUCAGCGAAGCUUCGUGUUUGGGAACAUUCUGAAGAACUCGGACGUGUUCGUUGGCGGCUUGCCGUCGAAUAUUCAUAUGUUGCCGGUGAUGAGCUCGCCGUUGAGGCGAUAUUCGAAACAUCUCGCAGUGAAUGUGAGAAAUUUGAUGUAUCGACAGUAUCCGCAAGGCGUCACCUCACCUCAAUUAUUGGAAGCUGUCGGCUCGAGGAAUAAUGAAGAUGAUUAUUGCAAUCAGAAACAGAUGACGUCACGAGAGCAAUUUGUGUGUUUGAAUCAAGGAGUUUGCUAUUCGACUAAUGACGGCGCCAAAUGCGAUUGCUCAUUCAGCGAUCAUGAUGGAAGAAAUUGUGAAAUUGAAAAAUCCGACGGCGAGCUCACGUUUAGCGGUGAUGAAUGGGUUGGCUACGAUGUGUCUCAAAACGUCUCGGCGAUUCUUCGCGCGAAGAAGGAGAACCUGACAUUGACAUUCAAAACGGUCCAUGGGACAUCAAUGCUGUUCCACGCGGGCGAUGAAAAAAAUUAUUUGCAUCUAAUGUUGGACGACGGCAAAAUAAUGGCGACAUCAAAAUUUGAUGGAUCGGAUGCGCGAAUGGUCCGAAUGUUCAACGAGUUCCCAUCGGAUCGAUAUGACGAUGACGCUUGGCAUACGGUUGUCGUUGAGCGAUCAUUGCAAUUGAUGACGUUGAUUGUCGAUGGCAAAAGAGAUGAAAUUCGGCAAUAUGCGCCCGAACUCGAUUGGAUCGCCAAUUCGUUUGCCUAUUUGGGCUCGAUUCCCAAACAGAAUCCGCUGAAAGAAGUGAAUCGCGUGUCGUUUCGCGGCUGCAUGAAAAAGGUUCGAUAUGAAAUUGACGCGACAAGCAUUCUUUUUGUGAAUCUCGCCGAUCAAAGCUAUGGUGGAAGUGUGAUCAAGACGGGUGGUGAUCUCUCAUAUUCGUGCACGAACCCAUCUCAACCAUCCGACGUCAUCUCGUUCAUCGACGGCAAAACCUUCAUCGAGCUACCCAAAUGGAAUAGUUUGUCGAGUGGAAGCUUAUCUUUUCAUUUCCGCUCAACGUCGCCCGACGGCCUGAUCCUCUAUCAUGGCGUGAUGCAGAACAACGCUUCCGAUUAUGUCGCGUUCGAGCUAAUCGACGGCCACCUGUUCAUGAUCAUCAAUUUGGGAUCCGGCGUCGUACGACUCCAAACAACAGCAAUCAAAGUCAACGACGGCGAAUGGCAUCACGUUCAAUUGGAUCGAGUCUCGAGGACCGGGAGUGUCAUUGUGGAUGCUAUCAAAAUUGAUUUCAACACACCGGGAGUUUCAUCAAAUCUAAUUAUUGAUGACCCAAUAUUCAUUGGCAACAUUCCAAACUCAUCGAUAACAUUUCCACCGUCGAUCUGGUCGAUCUCAUUGAUGAAAGGAUUCCAUGGAUGCAUUAAGAAUAUUCGAAUCAACGGCGUUUCGGCAAAAAUUGCCAGCCAUUUUGAUGCGUCAAACUCAACAGGAAUUCAACUGGGUUGUCCCUAUUCGAACGAGAAGAACGUUUGUGAGCCGAACCCGUGCCGAAAUUUCGGCAGCUGUCGUCGAGCGAUGAACUCGUUUGAGUGCGAUUGCUCGAACACCAAUUUUGAAGGGACGCGUUGCGAAAUUGAGCAAACGAGUGUCGAGACCAACGGCGAGAUUGCCAACAUUCAUGUGCUUCAAAACACCGUGAUAUCUCAAGUCGAACACGUGCAAAUUCGAUUUCGGACGUCUCAUCCGAAAGGGGUCCUGUUCGAUACACGUGGAAAAUCGGACAAGUUUACCGUGUUCCUCAACGAUUCUCAAUUGCAUUUGUUCAUUCAAGAUUCGACAUCGAACAACACAUUUUCUUGGGGCAAAUCGCUCGCUGACAACCACUGGCACGAGCUUCAAAUCCGACGACUCGGCCAGAAAUUGCUUCUAUAUUUAGACGGUUUUUGGGGUCAUAGCAUAUACCUCCAAUCAGCGCAUUCGAUUCAAAUCGACGAGAUCGGCGUCGCCUAUUCGGUUCAUCCGCGAUCGCCGCCGCCGCGCGAUGAACACUUCAAAGGAUUCGUUUCGAAAUUGAUAUUCAAUGGAAUCGAUUAUUUGAAAAAAUCGCGAAAAGCGUUGUCAUUCAUGAAGACGACGACGAUGUCCAGAGAGAAUAAAGGCCAACGAAAUGUAAAAACGCGUGUCUCGACAGUUUCUUUCACAAACUCAACGGGUUUUAUAGUGUUUUCAAGUGAAAAGAUCGCUUCAUUGUCAGGAGCAUUUCGGGUACAAUUCAAAUUUCAAACCCUAAUGCGUUCGGCGCUCUUGAUGUUCACGAUGCCAAAUAAUGAUUUGGAUCAAUCAUUCCGAUUACAAAUUGUUAAUGGAAGAAUGCGAUACACAUAUCGAGCGACGGGUCACGAAUAUCAAGUCACCUCUCAGAAGCUACCAUAUGGCCAUCAUUUGAGCGAUAUGCGUUGGCACAAUGUGCUGAUCUAUCAGGACGCGAAAAAUCAGGAUCACGUGAUGAUCAUCGACAACUCGACGACGCUGCUGAGUUUUGAGAGGCGUCGCGUCGAAGCGCGAAUGUCGGGAAAAUUGUACGUCGGCGGCAAUCCAUUGGCGCAUUCGAAAUCGACGAGCGCCUUUCGCGGUUGUCUUUCGACGUUGCGAAUCAGCGAGCAUUUAGUCGAUCUGUUUGAAGAUGCCGACUCGAAAUUGAAUGUCAAUCGCGGGUGUUCAGGACCAAUCUCGCGAUGCGGCGAAGGCUCGUGCGCCAAUGGCGGACGAUGCAUCCAAUUGUGGAGUGCGAUUCGGUGCGAUUGCAGCCUGACGGCGCAUUCCGGCGAUCGAUGCCAAAGUCGUUCGACGACGGUGCGAUUCGACGGAACACCGGCGACGAUAUUCUAUGAGUAUCAGCCGAAUGAGCGGCCGACGUCGAGCAAAGAUUAUUUCGUGUUUGCGUUCAAUACGACCCAUCCGAACGGCGUUCUGAUCGCGAUCCAAUGCGCUGCCGAUCAGGACUUUUUCACAAUAUAUUUGAAUAAGGGCUAUUUGAAUGUGCACUACAAUUUGGGCAGUCGCGACCAUCACAUUGGAUAUUUCACGAGAAGCUUGAACGAUGGAGCGCAGCACGUGAUCAAAAUUGCGAGGAAUGAGAGCAAUUUGACGGUUCAAAUCGACAAGCUGCCAACAUUGAGAUAUCGGCCAAAAAAAAAAUCGGAUUUGUUCCUUCUCAACAUGCACACCAGAAUAUCGAUUGGAGCUUCGUUCAACACGAGACAUUUGGAAAUGAAUGGCUAUCGUCAUCGUCGAUCCACCGAAAUUUUCGACGCGUUUCAAGGCGAAAUGUCGGGCGUCAACGUGAACGGACUUCAGAUUCUCGAUUUGUAUGAGAAUGGCUCGAAUCGUGUUCAUACGAUUGGCAAAAUCGCGACAACGUUUCUAUCUGAAUCGAGAAGCGGCGACAACGACGACGACGACGAAGCCGACGAGAUGAUGUACACGUUCGAUGAGAAUCCGAGCGAAGCUCUCAUCGAGUCAUUGGCGCCGAGCUGUUUGACACUUGAGGAGCAACAAACGUGUUUCAUUGAAGCCGACGAUUCGACAGCUCAGAUCGCCCAAAACAAAACUUGCUCAUCUGAAAUGGUAUUCUUGUGGCACGGCAAAUGGCAAUUUGUCCUUCACCCCCAAGGGCGUCAAAAUGACACCAAAAUGAACUGA
Caenorhabditis bovis is the source of this 4281-nucleotide messenger RNA. The record is from the annotation of a GenBank genome assembly. Lineage: Eukaryota; Metazoa; Nematoda; Chromadorea; Rhabditida; Rhabditidae.